AUCUCGUAGAUUAGAUGUGUGCGCGCCUGAACUGCAAACUGUUGACAUUUUUACAGUUUGGUCUUUUAUUAAGUUGGUACCCUUUCGAGCAAAUUUUCAAAAUUUGAAAUUCGAUGCCGUCUUAGGAACCAAAAGGAACACGCCAAACGUUAAAUUAUUCCGGUUUCUGACGGUAGAAAAUGCCCGAGAGAUUUAAAAUAACUAAAUCACAAGACAAGAACAAUAUUUACGGCAAUUUUAGCGAUUCUGGAGUUUUGUUAGAAGAAGAUGCAGCGAGAGAAAAGUUACUGCCAUCACAUACUUUGGGAACUAUAGUUGAAGGAGAUGGAGCCGAAGAUCAAAACCUGGUGUCCGAGAAGGUUUCAGGUUAUGAGACCAACCUGUACCUUUACUCGGAAGAAAUGGAAGAUCGACCACGGAUCUCAACACUCAUCAGCUCCUUGGCCAACUAUUCGAACACCAUUCCACCAGCAUCUAAUGACCCAGAUGCCAGACCAGCUCCAGGUGGUGCCCGUAUGGGUACCUUGAUAGGAGUUUAUCUACCGUGUAUCCAAAACAUCUUCGGAGUAAUUCUAUUCAUUCGACUGACCUGGGUCGUUGGUACAGCUGGUGCGCUGCAUGGGUUUUUGAUUGUCCUAUGCUGCUGCUGUGUAACCAUGCUGACAGCUAUCUCGAUGUCUGCUAUUGCUACAAAUGGUGUUGUACCUGGUGGUGGCAGUUACUUCAUGAUAUCUAGGUCCCUUGGUCCAGAGUUUGGAGGUGCAGUUGGUAUGUUGUUUUACACCGGUACAACGCUUGCUGCAGCAAUGUACAUCGUUGGUGCUGUUGAAAUUAUUCUGACGUAUAUGGCUCCUGGCUUGUCCAUAUUCGGUGAUGUCAAUAAAGACCCUAGUGCGAUGUAUAACAACUUCAGAGUUUAUGGAACAGGUUUGUUGGUGGUGAUGGGCAUUAUUGUGUUCAUCGGAGUGAAAUUCGUCAACAAAUUCGCAACAAUAGCGUUGGCUUGUGUCAUCUUUUCAAUUCUGGCUGUGUAUAUUGGAAUCUUUUACAACAUUAAUGGAAACGAUAAUUUAUUCAUGUGCGUUCUUGGAAAACGUCUUUUACAACUAGAAAAUAUAAACGAUUGUCAUAAAAACGUAACAGGUUUUCUGAGGAAGAAGUAUUGUACCAAUGAUAGCUUAAUUUCUUGUGAUCCUUAUUUCCGUGAUCACGACACCAAUAUUGUUCGUGGUAUCAAAGGGUUGUCAUCCGGAGUUUUCUUCGAUAACAUCUAUAAUAGUUUCUUGGAAGUGGGACAAUAUAUCGCUCAAACGAAAAAUCCAGAAGAUAUUGAACAAAUGGAAGGCCCUACCUACAACCAGGUCUAUGCCGAUAUAACAACAUCCUUCACCUUGCUUAUCGGUAUCUUCUUCCCUUCUGUCACUGGUAUCAUGGCAGGCUCAAACCGAUCUGGUGAUUUAGCAGAUGCCCAAAAGUCAAUUCCAAUCGGAACUAUUUGCGCUAUCUUGACAACAUCAACCGUAUAUUUAUCCUGCGUUUUAUUGUUCGCUGGAACAGUUGAUAAUCUACUCCUUAGGGAUAAGUUUGGUGUAUCCAUAGGCGGUAAACUUGUGGUUGCAAACAUGGCUUGGCCAAAUCAAUGGGUAAUUCUUAUAGGUUCCUUCUUAUCGACCUUAGGUGCAGGCUUACAGUCAUUGACUGGAGCACCGCGUUUGCUACAAGCUAUUGCGAAAGAUGGAAUUAUACCAUUCCUAACACCAUUCGCUGUUUCAUCCAGUAGAGGAGAACCUACAAGAGCCCUUAUUUUAACCCUGCUUAUCUGUCAGUGUGGUAUUUUACUCGGCAAUGUCGAUUAUCUAGCACCCUUAUUGUCAAUGUUCUUCUUGAUGUGCUAUGGCUUUGUAAACCUCGCCUGUGCUCUACAAACACUUCUUCGAACUCCAAACUGGCGACCAAGGUUCAAGUACUAUCACUGGUCCUUAUCAUUCAUUGGUUUAUCCUUGUGUGUAGCUAUUAUGUUUAUGACCUCGUGGUAUUAUGCACUUAUCGCUAUGGGUAUGGCUGGAAUGAUAUACAAAUACAUCGAAUAUAGAGGCGCUGAGAAGGAAUGGGGUGAUGGCAUCAGAGGAAUGGCUCUGUCAGCAGCAAGAUACUCUCUGCUUCGUUUGGACGAAGGACCACCACAUACCAAAAACUGGCGUCCACAAAUUUUGAUAUUAGUCAAACUCACCUCUGAUUACGUGCCGAAAUACAGAAAAUUGUUUUCGUUCGCUUCCCAGUUGAAAGCGGGUAAGGGUUUGACAGUCUGUGCAUCUGUUAUUCAUGGGGAUUACACGAGGUCUUAUGGGGAAGCAAUGGCUGCAAAACAGAGCUUGAGGAAAACAAUGGACGAAGAGAAAGUGAAAGGCUUUGUGGACAUUCUGGUUGCCCGUAAUAUAAGCGACGGCUUAUCCCACUUGGUUCAAACUACAGGUCUUGGUGGGAUGAAACCCAACACUGUUAUUUUAGGUUGGCCUUACGGAUGGCGUCAGUCUGAAGACGAAAGGACCUGGCAAGUUUUCUUGCAGACAGUCCGUAACGUCACUGCUGCCCAUAUGGCCCUGUUAGUUCCUAAAGGCAUUAACUUUUUCCCGAAUUCAACAGAUAAAGUUGUCGGAAACAUCGAUAUCUGGUGGAUCGUUCACGAUGGAGGUUUGCUCAUGUUGCUUCCAUUCUUGUUGAAACAACAUCGAACUUGGAAAAACUGCAAGAUGCGCAUCUUCACUGUGGCUCAACUGGAAGAUAACUCGAUUCAAAUGAAGAAAGAUCUGAAGACUUUCUUGUACCAUUUGAGAAUUGCUGCCGAAGUGGAAGUCGUAGAAAUGAUGGACAGCGAUAUAUCUGCAUACACUUACGAACGUACUUUGAUGAUGGAACAACGUAACCAAAUGCUGAGGGAACUGCAGCUCAAUAAAAAAGAAAGCUUGGGACUGGUUCAAUCACUGGCGGAUUUCAACGAAGUGUCAUCUAAAGAAAAUGUCCCACUGGUGCAGUCUAUAGUAGAUCAUCAUCACCAGGAUCCCAAAAUAGCUUCCAAGGUUAGAUUCCAAGAGCCAGGAUGUGGAGGGGAUGACAAAACCAAGGACAACAAAAAUUGUGAAGCUGAACCAACUAAUGAGCCGCUGAAUGGAGAGGAAAAACCAGACGAUUGUGAUGAUUCCAGUGAAAAGGAAGAUGCUUCAGAAAAGAAAUGCAACGAGGAAAAGAAAUACGAUUUGGAAGAAGAGAAGAAACCAGCCAAAAUGAAACCGGAUGAAGGAAAUGUUCGAAGAAUGCACACAGCUGUCAAGCUGAACGAAGUGAUAGUAAAUCGUUCUCAUGAUGCUCAACUAGUUAUUCUGAACUUGCCUGGCCCACCUAAAGAUACGAAAUUGGAGAGGGAAUCGAACUACAUGGAGUUCCUUGAGGUACUUACCGAAGGACUAGAAAGAGUUCUUAUGGUGAGAGGUGGAGGUCAAGAAGUAAUCACCAUUUACUCGUAAUCUGUGACAGAUCAAUUGAAGACAGAUCUUCAAAUCACCAAUCUGACUUCAGCUAAACAUUAAAAAAACUUCGCCUGUGGCUAAGUAACGUUCUCGAAGAAGUUUGAAGAGUAAAAUAUUAAACGGAAUAGUGAUUUUAUGGAACAGUUUUUGUUUAAUUUUUGUAUGUUAUUGAUUACUGGUUGACUCAAUGCCACUCAUAUGAGUUUGUUGGUCCAAGUAAGAUUGCGAUAUAUAUAUUUCAAAGGAAUUAGAAAGUAGAUGGACUCGGUAACCAAGUUACAUAGCAAAAGCCAAAUGGAAUAAAUCAAAAUGUAUUUGCCACUUUAGAACAUGAACGCAGAGUGAGUAUAGAAUAGCAAAAUAUAUUAAGGGCCAUUAGGUUUAGCCUGAAAUAAUAAAAAGAAUCAAAUUAUACUCAAAGUAAUUAUUGGAUCAUUUCGAAAACUGUAUCAAUCUUUACGAAAUAACUACUCUUGACUGAGCCUCAUAUUCGAGGAAACUGGUCUAAUAUAGAUAGAUGUCUUUUCUAGAUUUUAUAUUAGGUAUGGAAAAUUAUCCAAAUCUUUAAAUUUCCAGAGUAUGCCAAAAAAUAUAUGAAAGUUUUCAUAUUUACAGAUGAAUUGGAUUCAGUUAAAUUGUCAAUGAUCUCCAAUUAAGGUACCUACAUAUUCAGAAAUACCUUACUAUCCAAUUCAUUAAAAUUUAUAGUUCCUCCAUAUAAUAUGGCUAAUGAAAUCUAAACCCACAAAAGUAACAGCGAAAAAAGAAACCAAAAUCGAAUAUUCAUUUCAAAAAUUGAAAAAAGAUAUUGAUCGAUCCGAUUCAACUUCAGCUGUUGAUUUUUUUCCUGAAAUCUGUUGGGACAUUAUCAAUAUUAGGAUAUACAGUUUCAACUUUCGCUGGAUUGUAAGGAUCCUAAGUGCCAAAGAGUCUUAGAAAUUCAACUGUAGUUACCACGAUACUUAGGAAUUUUCAUCCAUUCGUUUCAAUGCUAUUAGCUAUACAUCAUUCGAUAUAAAUUAUUAAGUACGAUUGAAUAUGCAUUCACUUUUGGUCAGUUAAAAUGUCGCAUUUAAUAUAUUGAAACGAUAAGUAGGUAAAAUUUCGGUUUAAAGUAGAUACAUAUUAUGAAGUAAAUUUAUAGUUAUAAAUUUAUUAAAUCUAAGAAAUUUAACUGAGCAAUAUUAAUAUAAAGUACUGUAUUUAUAUGUCAAAUUAUGAAGUGAUAGAUUAUUAUAUACAGGGGCGGAUUGCCAAUCAUUAUAUAUUGAUCGACUUUACUGACGAUCAUACUACGAAAAAUUUAGAUCAUUAAUAUUUAUUCUCUUUGACUAUAACUAUUCCUUCCCUAAGGAAUUUUUAAGAAGGAUUUGCAGUGAAUGUAAUCUAUUUGAUGGCAAUUUCAGUCAACAACUCAUAUUUUGGGGACAUUCAGAGUGUUUUAAGAUAAAAUAUAGAUAUAUUAAAAUAUAACCAAUAUAUUUCUAUACUCGCCCUUUUGUCAAAAAAAUUGUGUAUAAACUCCAAGAAAGAGAACACACAAGUUGUGAAAACCCCAUUAUAAAACAGGAGGCUUCUACUAGUACUUCUAAAUCGUUUUUUGUCGUUUUUAUCCAUGUUGUUGUUUUUAUUUGUUACUAGGGAUAUAUCCUCAAUUGUGUAUGAACCUUUAGGUAAUUCUGUACAACUGUUUUUUUUUGUAUGUCCGAAUAUAUAUAUAUGAAUGUAUCUUCAAUUCAGAUCAAUUCGCCCCUCAUAUCGUAGUUUUAGAUAAAUCGAUGUCUUUAAAAUUUAUAUUGUUGGUUUAAAAUAUAGAGCACUAAAUGUUGUUAGAUCUUAGAAGUUUAGAUCGUAAAAGAACUUGCUCAUAUUGACAUGGUCAAAAAAACUUCGCGCAUGCACACAUAUAUAAGUACCUAUUUACCUAUAUAUGUUCAUAUGAAUGUCCCAUUUCAGUUCAACAUUUCGAGAGAAAUUCCUGAACAACUCAAUAAGUAUUAAUAAUUGUUGAAUAAUUAAAAUGUAGAUCCAUUCAAAAUGGGGCAUUUUGUAUUUCUGUGAUGUGUGAGUAAUCAAAAUUCGAAGCCUGUUUCAUAUAUACAAUCUUUAUACUUACUGAAAUUAUGCUGUGGUCUACCCUGAAAUAAUAAAUUUAGUUGUUUCGACCUCCUCAUUAUAAUUUCUAACUUAUAACUACACGAUUAGAGAUUUUAUUGCUUCUAUACAAAAUAGGGCAUAUUGGAGGCCAGCGAUUUCAAAAUAACACCUUUUCCUGAAAAAUAAUUGGUCGAUCUCUAAUCAAGAAUUAACUAAGCAAAUAUUUGGGCGAUUUUCCUAUUUGUGACCUCCUCGGAGUGUUCACGUUUGAGUCAGCUAAAGCAAGCUGUGACUGCGCUAAUAGCGCAUAGAUAUAGAGCACUAGUGAUCUCAACUAGCCUUAAAGGUACCUUGAUAAAUUGAAUUCUAUUUAUAUUUAUCUAUAUAUUAUAUAUUUCACUUAAUUAGUUGCUAUCAGAUAACGUCAUUGAAAAUCACCUAGUUCAUUUUUUGGUGCCUCAAAAAUGGCGUUUUCUAUCAUUAUAUUUUCACUAUGAAUCUAAAAUUGUUGAAAUUUUUUGCAGAGCCUAAUUUAAAUAACGAUUUUAAUCGAUGAUAUUGAAUUUUGAACUUAUGUUUCGACAAUUGUUAAUGAAAAAAUGAACCAAAAACCAGUCCAAUAUCUAAUUUGAUAAAAUGAAAAACACCACAGCAAUGUUGAUACUUGAAAUGAAAAGUGCCAACAAUUUUAAAAUUCUUUUUACAUAUCAGGAUGAACAAAGCACAAACGAUUAUAGAUGCAUUAUUUCUAUUGAAUGAAAUGCCUUCAUCUAUAACAAAACUAUAAAUAUAAUAUUCAACAUAAAUCGUCAUACUGAGUGGACGCCAAUCAAAUAAGGUAGAGCUUUGUUCUGAAUGAAUAUAAUGGUAGUAUAAAGAACUCCAUUGCAUUGUUGUUGUUUUAAUCUUUGUCUCAAUUGCACAAGAACCAUGUUUGGGUUUUUCCUCAUUGUGGUUCUUAUUUCAGAGAUUGUAUUUCAAUAUGUUGAUUGUCAUUAUCUGAUUGUCCUUAAUUCGACAAUGUGUUCAUUGGGUGAAUAUGUAAUAAAAUAAAACAUAGUG
Messenger RNA from Harmonia axyridis, 6683 nucleotides. It is a transcript of the gene kcc, whose product is annotated as solute carrier family 12 member 6. Gene Ontology annotation, biological process: chemical synaptic transmission; potassium ion homeostasis; cell volume homeostasis. Gene Ontology annotation, cellular component: membrane. Lineage: Eukaryota; Metazoa; Arthropoda; Insecta; Coleoptera; Coccinellidae. The transcript has 15 exons. Bases 180 to 3521 code for a protein of 1113 amino acids. The record is from RefSeq and is a predicted model, not a curated record. Gene Ontology annotation, molecular function: potassium:chloride symporter activity.